This is a messenger RNA of Cicer arietinum (chickpea), 1320 nucleotides long. The record is from RefSeq and is a predicted model, not a curated record. NCBI's taxonomy places the organism in Eukaryota, Viridiplantae, Streptophyta, Magnoliopsida, Fabales, Fabaceae.
AAAUUUGAACCUUUUCAUUUAAAAAAUUAAACUCAAAUUUUGCGCCUUGGAAUCCGAUUGUGAUUGACCAAUUCUUAUCACAUGGUUGGUUUGAUUAUAAAUUUGCGACACAAAUUGGCAAAGAGAGGAUAGACUAUACACUACUUACCCUAAGGACUUAAUACUUACACUCUUCUUCUUCCAUUUCUCAACCUUAAUCAAAAUUACUAUUCCUUAAUGAUUCUCAUUCAAGAGAACAGCUUUUGCCCCACUGGAAUGAAUAUAUUAUAUUGUUUGUAGAGAAAUUUUGUGGUUCAAUUGAAUGGGUUGCUAUUUUUCAACUUCAAAGAAAUCCAAAAUUCCAGGUUAUGAGGAUCCCACUGUUCUUGCUUCUGAGACACCUUGUGAGUAUCCAUCAUCAUUAAGUGUUACUGUGAGUGAAGUAGAGGCGUUAUAUGAACUCUACAUGAAGUUAAGCAAUUCAAUUAUUGAAGAUGGUCUUAUUCAUAAGGAAGAAUUUCAGCUAGCACUCUUCAGGAAUAGAAACAAGAGGAAUCUGUUUGCAGACAGGAUUUUUGACUUAUUUGAUGUCAAGCGCAACGGGGUUAUUGAGUUUGGUGAGUUUGUUCGAUCGCUUGGUGUUUUUCAUCCAAAUGCACCUUUAGAAGACAAAAUUGCAUUUGCUUUUAGGUUGUAUGAUCUGAGACAAACAGGGUACAUUGAAAGAGAAGAGUUAAAGGAAAUGGUAUUGGCACUUCUAAAUGAAUCAGAUCUUGUGCUUUCAGAUGACAUGAUAGAAUCAAUUGUGGAUAAGAUGCUGAUACAAAAGAUGAUGGAAAGAUCGAUCAAGAUGAGUGGAAAGCAUUUGUCACUCAGCAUCCAUCUUUGAUAAAGAACAUGACUCUUCCAUAUCUAAAGGAUAUUUCGAUGGCAUUUCCUAGUUUUAUUGCAAGAACAGAAGUUGAAGAGCAAGAAUUGUGAGAAAUUAGGGAGGUUUUUUGUUCACCGAGGAUGCUGCUACCUUGGAUUUUAUUUCACUUUUUGGUAUGCCAAAUUCCCGAUAGGGAAAUCUAACUCUAAGGCUACAAUUAAUUCACUUGAGUUUAAAUUGUUAUUCUAGUGCAAGUGAUAUAGCUUGUACAUUUAUGUAUGUGUAUAUAAUAUACCCGAUAGACUAAAUAGAGUAUUGGACCAUAUAACUUGGCCAUCUUUCUACUUAAGAGUUUAGAGACAUGAUAUUAGAUUUGCUUGUAAUAUUGACUUGCUUGAACACUCAUAAUUGUAAAAUGGUUAGAACCACUCUUAUUAAUAAUUUUAUUGAACAAUUAUUGCACUCUAUAA